AUGGCGACGCCGCGACUCACGGCGAGGCCGCCGUCUCCGUUCGUCCCGGCGGGCAAGAGUGGAUUGUGCUGCAAGUGCCACGUGGCGCGCGUGUACGCGCUGAUGGUCUUCGUCAGCCUCCUCGCGCUGCUCCUCUUCCUCUUCGUGCCCUGGGCCGCGUCGCACGGCGCCAUCCGUGCGACUGCUGGCGACGCUGUCGCCGUCGCAGAAGCAGGAACGGGGGGUCGUGUGCGAGGGAGGGGUAGGGGUCCGCAGCUCGAGCGCGGGGAUUCGUUGCAUUUUGGGGGGAAUGGGGGGAUUGCGGAGAGCGCAAUGCGCAUGGGCGGAGAGCAGGCGGACGUGAUUCGGGAAAAGGCAGUGACCAUGGCGGACGCUGCUGACGCUGUAGCGAGUAGCGAGGCUGCUUUCAAGGGAGAUGAAGCAUUGGCGGGGAGUGCGGGGGCGGCGGAGGAGAUGGAAGAGGGGGCGGAGAGAGGAACCGAUGGGGGAGAGGCGGAAGGAAAGGGGGAAGGAGGGCAGGGAGGGGAGGGCGGGGAAGGAGAGGAGGGAGGAGGAGCGGGAGGGGAGGUGCCGAUGCCUCUGCGGGUGUACAUGCUGCCACUGACAGGCGAACUCAAUUUCCACGUGCUGCUGUCCCCAUGCCGCCCCAUGCCAUGCGCCACUGUGAGCGCCCACCAUACCCACCUCCUCCCUUUCUCCCGCGCCCACCCUCCCCCCACACGCUGCCUUCCAUCUCCCCCUUCUCUCCCCACGCCCCGUCAACAGCAACGGUGGCGCUUUGCGAACCGGGAGCAGCUGCAGCUGCAGCACGGCAUGCCGGCGGACUGGCGGUUCAAAGGCAACUCGCUGCGGCCGCGGGCGGACGGCGACGUGCUGGGGUUCAUGGUGCAGGACGACGGGUGGGUGGAGGACGGCCAGGGGGAGGGCGGAGGGGGAGGCGGAGGAGGGGGUGGAGAGCGGUCGGUGCAGGUGCCGCAGUUUGUGGAGGGGUUUGGGGUGCACAUAGAGCAGUACGCAGCCGAGUACUGGCUCACUCUUUCCCUGCUCGCCGGCGGGCUGCCCUCCGUGCAGCGCGUGCGGCGGGCUGAGGACGCCCACAUUGUCUUCGUGCCGGCCUUCUCCUCCGCCUUCUAUGCCACUCAGAUGAAGACCAAUGAGAGGCGGCGGCGGGCGGGGGACACGAGGAUACCGGAGGAGCAGCACUUGCUGGCAGCGGUCACGCAGCACGCGCUGUGGGGGGACGGGGGCGGGCAGGGAGGAGGGGCCAGCCAGGGGGCAGAGGGGCAGCCGGGGGAGGGCGAGCUGCUGGAGAAGGUGGAGGUGUCGACUGGGGAGGGCUCACCUGGUGGUGGUGGUGGUGGUGGUGCCGGGGAGGCUGGCGGCAGCAGCAGACGACGACUGCUGAGGGUGCUGAAAGGGGGACGGAAGGGGAAGGAAGCAGAGGCGGGCGAGCAGGCGCAGAACGCACCGGUGGAGGGUCAGCAGGGACCACCCGAUGGUGGGGCUGGAGAGGCUGAGAGGGCCGAUGCAGCAGAGAGGUCGCAGAGCGAGGGAGGCAAGGGGGGCCUUGUGUCUCGGCGGCGAGAUUUCCUCAUUCCAGCAGUGCACCCGCAUGCACUGUCGACGGUGCGGCAUGAGGUGGCAGCAGCGCACAUGCUGAUGGUGGACUUGAGCCAGCCCGCGGAGCAGGUGGCGCAUUUAGACAAGGACGUGCUCGUGCCCUACUCCGCCCUCAUCCCGCCCUUCCUCAACGACUCGCUGCCGGGGGAGACAGAGGGCGGGCACGGCAGUGUGGGAGCGGCGCAGGCUGUGGCAGCGUGGGCGGCCGCACGGCCCACUCUGAUAUUCUUCAGAGGCACGCUCAACCGGCAACAGGUGUGCAUGCGAGCUGCAGAGAGGGAUGCAAUGCAGGGAGGGGCCAUGCGAGUGCAGCUGGCGCGGCUGCUGGCGAACGUGAGUGGGGCGGACAUAGCGGAGGGGUCGCCGCUGCAGGGAGGGGUGCAGGCGGCCACAGCAGGCAUGCGCGCCUCCAAGUUCUGCCUCGUGCCUGAAGGCGACACGGCAUCAUCAUGCCGGCUGUUUGACGCCGUGCUAUCGCACUGCAUCCCGCUGGUGGUGUCGGACUCACUCGACCUGCCAUUCGAGGAGGCCCUCGACUACACCGCCUUCGCCCUCUUCCUCCCACAGGCCCUCGCCCUCCGCCCCGGAUACGUCGAGGCCUUCCUGCGAAACGUGUCGCACGAAUCAGCAUUCGCCAUGUGGCAGCGGCUGAGAGAGGUGGCACACCACUUUGUCUACUCCACGCCGCCCAAGCCCGGAGGGGCGGAGGACAUGAUCUGGCAGGCUGUAGCGCGGCGGUGGGCAGGGGACCACUACGGGCGGCGCUACAACCGGAAGAACCAAAGGAGGCGGAGGAGGGUGAUGGAGCAGCUGUUGGAGCGAGAAGGGCUCAGCGCUGCUCACAUUGUGGUCAGACCACGCGCGCUGCCACUCAUGUAG
Molecule: messenger RNA, 2499 nt
Organism: Closterium sp. Naga37s-1
Lineage: Eukaryota; Viridiplantae; Streptophyta; Zygnematophyceae; Desmidiales; Closteriaceae
Source: the annotation of a GenBank genome assembly